UUUCAAUUUUAGUUUUCUGUGAAAUGGUGAUGUGACUGAUGUGUUUCUAAAAUGGACUAGAUUUUUCUCUAUUUGCAUUUAAAACCUGUGUAUUUUUUGAUUAUCCUGUAAUAAACUACAUGCAUUAUGAUUACGUUAUCUCCCUGACCCCUAGUGAUAUUCGUAGAUUGCAUACUUUGUGAGUUAUUUUGGUAAUCGGUGACAUUUCAGUGAAGUGCCUAAAUUGAUCAUGGAGGCUAUAGCCAAACACGAUUUCACAGCAACUGCUGAUGAUGAGCUCAGUUUUAAGAAGAAUCAGGUUCUUAAGAUACUUAACAUGGAGGACGAUAUGAACUGGUACAGGGCUGAGCUCGAUGGAAGAGAAGGCCUAAUUCCUAGCAACUAUAUACAAAUGAAAAGUCACAGUUGGUACUAUGGAAGAAUCACAAGGGCAGAUGCAGAGAAAUUGUUAACAAAUAAACCAGAAGGAGGCUUCUUGAUUAGGAUCAGUGAAUCAAGCCCUGGUGACUUCUCCCUAUCUGUAAAAUGUCCAGAUGGCGUGCAACAUUUCAAGGUGCUCCGGGACGCGUCUAGCAAGUUCUUCCUGUGGGUGGUCAAGUUCAAUUCGUUAAACGAGCUGGUGGACUACCAUCGCACUGCGUCAGUCAGUCGUCUGCAGGAUGUCAAGCUUAGAGAUGUUGUGCCUGAAGAGAUGCUGGUGCAGGCGCUGUAUGACUUCACGCCUCAGGAAGCGGGCGAGCUCGAGUUCAGACGCGGUGACGUCAUCACCGUCACAGACCGCUCCGAUCAACAUUGGUGGCAGGGUGAGAUCGCGCACCGCCGCGGCCUGUUCCCGGCGUCGUACGUGACCGCGUACCACUCGUAGUGCGCCUACUUGCCUCUCUGCGUGUGUGUGUGCCCACUGUCCUCACCCUAUCACAAGAGGAAACGUUGUAGUUUCUCGGCUCUGUCUACCCGGCUGAUGUCGUAAUGCCAGAGAUUAGGCGGUUAUUACACCUUUCGCAGUUUCAAUCCGGAUUUUUUUUACUAUUACGAGAACGAGAAAGAAUAUUCGAACAGAUGGUUUCGAAAAUCAAUAUCAGAUAUUUUUCCGUAUAACGACGAGAAAUAACGGCGAUACGAGGCAAUUAUACCAAAACCAAUUGUAUCACAGAUACGCAAAGACGCAUACUUUUAACAACAUAGCUACCACUGCCAUUCAUUCUAAUUUUCAAAACGGAAACCUUCCAAAUCUAAGCAUAAAUUGUUUACAUUAUGUUUGGUUUGGUGUUACACUAAAGAAUAAAAGUGUUUAUUCGUUAGUGUAACACCAAUAUAAAAAUAUUUGUUUAGUAAAAUGGUGUAAUAAUCGUUUGACAUUUACGACGUCAGUAUAGUGCACCAAUUUGAUUAAUAUCCCGCCCGGCCGUUUGUGGUUUUAUUUAACCAUUGACAAGUAAAUGGUGCUUCAUUUCUUAAAGCAAUCUUGGAUGCGUGCAGACAUAUACAGAAUAUAUUUUAUGAGUAAGUAUUCCGUGAGUUGAAAUAUCCUUCGUGUGAUGUUAGUACAAAAUCGUUUACGUGCCGUUGCUCGCGUUAUAAACCUGACGAAUUUAAUAUCCCCCGUUUAGAUGCAAUCGUGACAAUUUGCAGGACGAAACAAUCAUUUGUCCUCAAUUACGUGCCAGAAUGUUAUUUGUAGUUUUUUGAAUUAUAUUUUUAAGUAAUAAAAGGUGAACGGGAUCAAAGCAGUAUUUGCUGAAAUUCCCCACAACAAGUAUAGAUUUUUUUAUUGAUGUGAUUUUGAUAGUACGCCAAUUAUUUAUCCUUUUUAGUCUAUAAUGCUCAUUUUUAAAUAUUUACCAUUUACAUGUUAGUUAAGUAAUAGUUUUAAGUUGGUUUUACAUUACAUAUUUCUAUCUUUUUUUUUAUAAAUGAAAGUAUAAUCUGGUACCUUAGUCACGUAGGAUUUAAAGUGUAGCGUCCUUCAAAAGCUUGUCUCUCGAUUAGACAAAGGUUCGACGGCUAGUUUGUUACGCACAAUAGUAAGGACCAUCCGGCUAAGACAGCAUUACGAAAUUUCCAAUGAUUAAAAAAUCCGCAAAAUAUUUUAUCCUGCAAAUUAGCGAAUUGAUAAUGCAAUGCGGCCUUAGCCGACAUUACGUUUAUGCGAUUAUUAUCGGUUUUAUAUACAGACGAUGACCGUGUAGUUAAUAUCCAUCGGGAGAGCUAUUUGACUAUGAACAGCGAGAAUUUUAACAAUGACUUCAAUUAAUAUAAUGUAACAACAUGCUUCUAUAGCUUUUGAUGUGUUUUGAUUUUGGUGCAGUUGUUACCAUUUUAGCAUUUUACAAAUUAAUUCAAAAAUGUCUAAAAUGUUUAACGUAAAAUAAUUGAAUAUUUUAAGUAAGAGACGAGAUGAUGGUAGCGACUACCGCCGCUAAAGACGGGGACACACUAUGAAACGCAAAUGUGACGAAAUCAUGGUUUUUGUUUCCCAUAUCACGGGGGAAUUUACACUUACACAUGUCCUAAUAUGGCAUCAAUGCAAUUUCGCCACACCUGCAUUUCAUAGCGUAGUCUGUCGAAUAGAAUAAUGGACUAUGUCGAAAAAUAAAUUCAUCGAUUGUGGCACGCAUCGGUGUCGGUACUUAGUUAGCGUUAACAUUUAGUCAAGACUUGAAAUUAAAUCGAGUGCUCGUUGACCCAAUGUAGAUAUUUAUUUUUGUUAUUGUAUUGUGCCCAAAAUUAAUAUUUAUGGAAAAAUAAUGAUAGAAUUUUAUUCGUAAAAUGUAUGGAUACGCCAAUCAUAAGCCGUAGGAACGACGUCAUUAUGGUAGGUGUUCGAUCUUCUUUGUUUAGUAAAUUCCAUCGACCGAUGUGCAAGGCAUUUAGCUGUGUUUAGGGUAAGUCCGAUGCAACUCGUUAGCGUGUUGCGAUGAUGAAACCAGAAUGUUGUAGAGCUAAAGUCUCUCGAAGUGUAUAAAUAAAGCUGAGAUUGUUUUGGCUCUAAUUCUCUCGGACUAAAUAAUAUCGAAGUAUGCAAUUUGAACGACAAUGUCCAUAAUAUGUGCUUCUCGCUGUAGUGACUAGUAAGUGCAUGAAAGCAAGUUUUAAGAAAUCGGAAGUGCUAUAAUCUAUUAUAAUCGAAUAUUUAAAUAAUUAAGUUAUGAUUCUCCAAUAUUGUGGAAGAUGUAUAAUAUUUUUUACUAAUAAAUUUAAUAUUG
Molecule: messenger RNA, 3206 nt
Organism: Plodia interpunctella (Indianmeal moth)
Lineage: Eukaryota; Metazoa; Arthropoda; Insecta; Lepidoptera; Pyralidae
Gene: drk
Product: downstream of receptor kinase
Exons: 6
Coding region: 230-865 (211 amino acids)
Biological process (GO): regulation of MAPK cascade; signal transduction
Cellular component (GO): COP9 signalosome; nucleoplasm; plasma membrane
Molecular function (GO): phosphotyrosine residue binding; epidermal growth factor receptor binding
Source: RefSeq, a predicted model, not a curated record